Molecule: messenger RNA, 1591 nt
Organism: Echinops telfairi (small Madagascar hedgehog)
Lineage: Eukaryota; Metazoa; Chordata; Mammalia; Afrosoricida; Tenrecidae
Gene: FN3KRP
Product: fructosamine 3 kinase related protein
Exons: 6
Coding region: 41-970 (309 amino acids)
Source: RefSeq, a predicted model, not a curated record
UUGUAGUCUCCUGAGGCAGCGGGUUGCGGGUCUUGGAAACAUGGAGGCGCUGCUAAGACGCGAGUUGGGCUGCAGCUCCGUCAAGGCCACAGGCCACUCGGGGGGCGGGUGUAUUAGUCAGGGCCAGAGUUACGACACCGACAAAGGACGGGUGUUUGUGAAAGUGAACUCCAAAGCGGAGGCGCGGAGGAUGUUUGAAGGUGAGAUGGCAAGUCUCUCUGCCAUCCUGCACACAGGCACGGUGCGGGUGCCCAAGCCGUUGGCGGUCCUCGAUGGCCCGGGCGGCGGGAGUGUGCUUGUCAUGGAACAUGUGGACAUGAGGUACCUGAGCAGUCACGCGGCAACACUUGGAACCCAGCUGGCCGAUCUGCACCUAGACAACCAGAGGCUUGGAAAUAUGCUGCGGAAGGAAGGCGGCACUGUAGGGAGAGGUGGUGGCCAGGAUGAACGAGCCUUUGUGGACCAGUUUGGGUUUGACGUGGUGACCUGCUGUGGAUACCUCCCCCAGGUGAACGACUGGCAAAAAGACUGGGUCUCGUUCUUUGCCCAGCAGCGCAUCCAGCCCCAGAUGGACAUGGUGGAGAGGGAGUCCGGGGACCGGGAGGCUCGCGAGCUCUGGGCAGCCCUGCAGCUGAAGAUCCCGGCCCUGUUCCGGGACCUGCACGUGGUCCCUGCCUUGCUGCACGGCGACCUCUGGGGAGGAAACGUAGCUGAGGACACCUCGGGGCCCGUCAUUUUUGACCCUGCGUCAUUCUACGGCCACUCGGAGUACGAGCUGGCAAUCGCUGGCAUGUUCGGGGGCUUCAGCAGUGCCUUCUACUCGGCCUACCACAGCAAGCUCCCCAAAGCCCCCGGCUUCGAGAAGCGGCUGCAGCUCUACCAGCUCUUCCACUACCUGAACCACUGGAACCACUUUGGGUCGGGGUACCGGGGAUCUUCCCUGAACGUCAUGAGGAACCUCGUGCGGUGAGCACAGGUGGGACUGGCUAAAGUGUCAGGGUUCUGGCUCUAGGCCAUGCCCAGGACCCUGCUUCUCACCUUCCCCGCCAUGAUCUCUCGCUGGGACAGCAGUGACCAACCCAGCUGCUUAUCUUCGGACUCUGAAGCAAGGUGUCUGGAGGUGGUUGUGGCCAGAGUUGGUCAUGCAGGUGGUUAGUGAGCAGCUGCCCUCAUCUCCUGAGGCCCCACCCUCAUGUCCAGGGACACAUCCUCCAGGCUGCUCCUGGGAGUGUCACUUCUAGACAAGAAACUGUCCCCUCUGAUAUUUCUCACAGGACCAGUUCCAGAAUCGAACACAUUCCAUGAGUUGUGGCUGUCCUUGGGCCCUGCUGCCAUCUGGCAGGUCUGGACACUGACUCUGGGUGUGGCUUGUCCCUGAGUGUCCUCCAAAAAUGUCAGCCGAUCAUGCGCCUGUGUUUACCCCACUGUCUGCUUUCUCAAGCCAGGAACUCGUUCUUUGCAGCGCGUUAUGUGAGUGGUACACCAAUGCUCAGUGCCCUCCCGAGCAUCCAAUGUGGUGGUCGGCAGUUCAUGAAUGGCACUGAUGCUGAUAAAUCCCUUUGCAUAAAAAUAAACUUUUCAGUGGUUUUAA